Messenger RNA from Saprolegnia parasitica CBS 223.65, 2294 nucleotides. RefSeq lists its product as hypothetical. Lineage: Eukaryota; Oomycota; Saprolegniomycetes; Saprolegniales; Saprolegniaceae. Bases 35 to 2113 code for a protein of 692 amino acids. The record is from RefSeq and is a predicted model, not a curated record. The transcript has 14 exons.
CCGUCAUCCUCCAGCCGACUGCCAGAUCGCGACCAUGGGUGCACCGAUGAUGGACGAGACGCGCGCCGGGACCACCCCCAAGGGCGGCAAGCCCGUCCUCGUCGCGCAGGCGCCCAUGCCCCGCUUCGCCUUCGUGGACGAGUCGAUCGAGUGCACGCUCGUGAUCGAGCACUACGACCUGUUGCCCAAGCAAAGCGACGGCGGCCUCUCGCUGCCAUUCCAGGUGGCGCUGGUGCACGAAGACACGAAGCUCACGACCGAGACAUCGUCGCAUCUCACGAUUGACCCGACGACGCCUCUCAUCUUUACCUCUGAGACGUGCACCUUCCGCUUCUCGCUCCAGCACGUGCUGCGCAACAUGUGCCUCCGCUGCUUUGUGCCGUCGACGGAUUGUACGUCGCUGGCCACGCUCACGUCGCCCUUCUCGAUCGUCAAGGAAAAACUCGUCGUGUCGGAGCAACCGCCCGACGUCUGGUUCAAGGACGAGGGCGGGAAGGACAAGAAGAUCUGCGUCCAAGUCAACGUGCAGGCGGCGCCGGGCCACAGUGUCAUUGACCGCGUGAUUCCGCUGACGCUGCAGCUGCUGUACGACUCGGGCGAGCCCGUGCCCAACGCGUCCGUGCCCAGCGUCAACACGGCGGCGAGCAUCCUCAAGCUGUACCCGGACCUGCCGCCGCACAUCACCAACGGCCACGUCAAGCUCGAAUUCCGCAUCGAGGAUGUGUCCAAGAACCACCAGAACCACUGCUUUCUCCUCCGCAUUGCGCCGCAGUCGUCCAACGUCUACGAGGACUUGGCGGCUGUCGACACGCAGCCGGUCGCCAUCCGCUCCAAGCGCAACAAGCGCCGCUUGAGCUCGCUCAAGUCGCCGUCCAACAUGGGCGGCAUGACGGGCAUGUCGCCAUCGUGCCAGCGCCCGCGCAUGAUCCCGACGCCGACGCACGGCGCGACACCAACUAGCAAUGCGUACACGCCGGGUUCGCGCCGCGCCACGCCCCACAACGUGCCACGACCGCGCAUGACGUGGACCGACACGAUGCAGGAGUGGAAGCUCAUCGGGUAUGAAAUCCACGGCGAUGGCUCGACCAACCACCAGGCGCCGCUCUACCGCUGCGUGAGCUGCCAGCGCUUCUCGGACGCGACCAAGUCGGGCGAGCACGCGCCCACGUGCGGCUUUCUCAAGCACCAGCAGGCGCGCCGCGCGACGCCGCAGGCCCAGAUGUAUGGCCCGUACACGCCGUCCAACUACACGCCGCAGCACCACGCGCAGCAGCAGUUUACGCCGUCGCAUGCCAAUAUGGUGUACACACCGUCGCACGCGGCCUACAACCCGGCGACGGUCGCCGCCGCGUACCAAGCCGCCGCCGUCGCCGCCGCCGCCGCCUACACGCCGACGAACGCCGCGAGCAUGAGCUACAACAACAUGCAAGCGUACACGCCAUCGUCGGCGCAGCAGGCCUUCACGCCGUCGGCCGCCGCUUCGAACCUGCCCAACAACAACAACAACAACAACAACAACGCAGUCCUCAAGACCGAGAAUAUCUUUCUGCAGACGGAGCGCGAGCCGGAGCCCGAGACGCGUGAGGCCACCGAUAUGAUGAUGACGGACCUUACCAUGGACGGCCUCAUGAACACACCAACGACCGAGACGGACGCCACCGACUGGUCCUUCAACACGCUCAACAUGGCAUCCACGUCGACGGCGGCAACGACGUCAUCGCUCUUCGCAGGCUCGACGCCGCCGAGCGACGAGCAGUACGUUUCGUUGAUCCUCGCGCAGAUGCAAGUCGACAUGCACGGACAAAAGAUGGGCCUGCCUGCCUUCAAUCAGUUUCAGCAACUCGUCGGCUUCUACAAGGAGACAACCGACAACCUGUCGCAGACCCAAGUGCUUUUCAGCCCGCUCUCGGACUUUCCGCUCUGCAACAGUCCGGCCGUGGCGUCGAACCUCGAGACGGCCAUGCAAUAUUCGCCGGGGGCGGUGUUUUUCUUGGCGAAAUGCGUCGGCGGCCUCGGGAAGCUCCAAGAACAAGCGCUCAUGUACUACUGGAGCCAGCAGCAGCAACAACAACAACAACAGCAGCAGCAACAGUCGUCGUUGUUUGCAUCGUAGAGCAUCAACUGUCGUCGUCGCUGCCGUCGUCAUCCCCGCUGCGAACGACCUUCUCCUUGAUCGCGAUGAGUUCGAUGGUGAAGACGAGCGUGGCGUUGCCCGGAAUCUUGGGCGGCCGCCCUAGGCAGUGGUUCGUUUAGUCCUGAUUUUUUCCAUUUAAAUGCAUUUUGUCCAUUUUCAC